This is a messenger RNA of Trichoderma gamsii, 1503 nucleotides long. Its product is annotated as C6 zinc finger domain-containing protein. Gene Ontology annotation, biological process: regulation of DNA-templated transcription. Gene Ontology annotation, molecular function: zinc ion binding; DNA-binding transcription factor activity, RNA polymerase II-specific. The transcript is spliced from 2 exons. The record is from RefSeq and is a predicted model, not a curated record. Lineage: Eukaryota; Fungi; Ascomycota; Sordariomycetes; Hypocreales; Hypocreaceae. The coding region runs from base 1 to 1503 and encodes 500 amino acids.
AUGCGAUUUUCUGCCGCUGGAUGCCGGCCAUGCAAGCUUGCUCGGAAAAAGUGUGACGACACCAGACCUGCGUGUCUAAGAUGCACCAGAGCUGGAAAGACCUGUUAUGGUUAUCAAGAGGCAUUCUCGCUAGUAAUUGACGAAACCGUCUAUGCAAGCAGGAAGCAGAAACGGCCACGAGGACCCCGGUCUGCAGAUAGGGGUACCGUCGUGCUUAGUACAGGCCUGUCCCGCGACUUUCAAUCCGAAGCUAUCGCUUACUACAUGCGAAAACACCUGGAGCCCGUCAACGAUGCCGCGUCCGUCUUAGAAACUCCACUUAAUGCCCUGUUGGCUGCCUGGCAGUCAACCCCGGCGUUGCCUCUUGCUGUGUCCUCGGUGGCUCUUGUGGUCUUCUCCAGGAUGAGGAAGUAUCCACCAGCGGCGGCACGGGCAUCACUUACCUACCAAGAGUCUCUGCCAUUGUUAAAGUUCGACCUGUCCGCUUUGAACCCGGAUAACAUCAAUGCGUGUUUACUCACGAUCUGUUACAUGAGUCGAUAUGAGGACUCAAUUCAUAACAUUAGCGCGAAUAGCAGCUUGGGGAAUUCCACCCCGCCCCAGAGUCGGCCACAUUAUGCAGGAAUUAUGGCCGUCUUGCUGUAUUGGAGAGAUGUCAUCAGCAAUACUCAGCCCCCCACCGAGGCUGUCAAAUAUGCGAGACGAGUCCUGAGGAAAGUGACUCUCUUUGGUCUGGUUGAUAUUCCUGACUGGCUUAUGGACGGCGCUGUUUUCGGCGAGCUUGGUGGUGAGUUGGAACUAGACCAAAUCAUUAUAAGACUCAUCAGCCUUCGAGCUCAGGUGGAUGAAAUCACGAUUCAGCUAUGUGGAACGCACUUCUCCUCAGACGACUUGAAAAGACUCAAAUUCAUUGACCAAGAGUUACGCGCAAUUGACACCGCACUGCUCAGCUGGCUAGAACGAUCGGCAGAAUCAGCGUGCAGUACAAACAUGCAGCGCACAUUUUCAAGCGACCGUGCCUUGCGCAGAGAUAAAUUCUUUGGACACCGUAUUCAUAUUUACACAAAUCAGGGUGAUGCUGCCCUUCACGCCCAGUACUACGGCUACGGACUUCUCGCGCGACAUUUGCGAGUCCGAGUGCUAGAAUUAAUGGAGGCAUGCUCUCAACCUCACGCCAUCUCCAAGACGCUCAUCACGGAGGCCCGAGAUGAUAUCCUGUCUCUAGCAGACGGUCUAGCUUCAACGAUUCCUUUUUGCCUAGAAAGAGUUUCUGGAUCGGAACGACCCGGUCCGUUUGGUGAUGGCAUCGUCAUUCGUGAGGGUAACUCCGGCGUACCGGGGACAACGGAGCCGGCCAUUCUUCCCUUGAUGAUUGUUUCUGCAAUACCGAAUCUCGACAAUGAGUAUUCCGCGUGGUUUCGAUCGCAAAUGGCAGAUAUUGGACGCAUCACUGGGUACGGUUUUAUGCUUUCGCUUUCCACUGGCUAUGGACUUCGACUUUGA